GCAUAUAACACUUGUAGAAACAUUUUUAGUACUCAAAUAUGAAAAGUUCUCUAAAGUCUUCUCUUCUUCUCUUUCAGAUUUUCUUGUUUUCCUUUCUUCCAUUAAAGAUCAGAGCUUCACCAAGAACACAAGCAGAAGCUCUUAUACAAUGGAAGAGUAGCUUAUUUUUUUCACCACCUUCCCUAAAUUCAUGGUCCACCGACAAUAUUGGCAAUCUCUGCAACUGGACUUCUAUCAACUGCGAUAGCUCCAUGGGAAUGGUAUCUCAAAUCAACCUCAGUAGUGCAAGCAUAACCGGAUCACUAGCCCAGUUCAACUUUACCCCAUUUUCCAAUCUGACCCUCUUUGACCUCCACAAUAAUAGUCUUGUUGGAUCAAUACCACCAGCCAUUGGCAGCUUGUCCAAACUCACUUACCUGGACUUGAGCAACAAUGGUUUGGUAAAUAUUGUGCCAAUAGAGAUAGGGCAGUUAACAGAGCUUCAGUAUCUCAGCCUAUUUAACAACAGUCUCAAUGGAAGCAUACCUUAUCAGGUUAGUCAUCUUCAAAAGGUAUGGUACUUAGACCUUGGAUGGAAUUACUUAACAGAUCCAGAUUCGUCCAAAUUCUUGGACAUGCCUUCGUUAAUUCAUCUUGGAUUUUCCAAUGAUGCACUCAUAUCAGUUUUCCCCCCUUUCAUCACCAAUUGUCCAAACCUUACUUUUCUAGACUUGUCAAUCAAUUCCUUGAUUGGCCCAAUACCAGAAUCAGUGUUCACCAAUCUAGGUAAGCUUGAGGCUUUCAAUCUUAGUCAUAAUUCAUUCCAAGGUCCACUGUCACCAAACUUUUCCAGGCUUUUUAAUCUUGUAGCCCUUGAAUUGGGAGCCAAUCAAUUUAGUGGUCCAAUUCCCGAUCUAAAAGGCCUUACAUCACUAGAGACCCUUAAUGUUUCACAUAAUCAUCUCUUCGGCAGGAUCCCGUCGAGCUUAUCUAAUGUGAGUAGUCUCCACACGUUUGAUUUCUCCUAUAAUGAGUUGACAGGUCCAAUUCCAGCUGGUGGACAGUUCCAGAAUACUUCGAGUGAAGCAUUUGUAGGAAACUCAGGUUUGUGUGGAAAUGUUGAUGGUUUGACCCCUUGUAGUUUGAGUUCCAACAAUAGCAAGCCCAACAAGAUUAAUACCAAGAUUCUUAUUGCUAUCCUUGUUCCUCUUUGGGCCCUUUUAGUCCUAAUAUCAAUUGCUGUGAUGAUUCUAUUGCGUUAUGGUUAUAACAAACUGCAUGAUGAGGAGGCCAAAAGUAGUAAAACCUCUAAGAGUUUUGAGACAAUGAUAUGGGGAAGGGAAAGGAAAGUCACGUAUGGUGAAAUUGUAAGAGCUACAGAAGAUUUUGAUGAUAACUACUGCAUUGGAAAAGGAGGAUUUGGAAGGGUUUACAAAGUCUUGUUGUCCAGAGAUCAAGCAGUUGCUGUUAAAAAACUCAACAUAAAAGACUCCAGUGAUAUCCCAGCUACAAAUCGCCAGAGUUUUGGGAAUGAGAUUCGUGUUCUGACAGAAAUUAGGCACCGAAACAUCACUAAGCUAUAUGGAUUCUGUUCGACAAGGGGAUGCAUGUAUUUAGUUUAUGAUUACGUUGAGAGAGGAAGUUCGAGAGAUUUACUGUAUGGAUUCGGAGGAGUGGAUCUGGGAUGGGCUCAAAGGGUGAGAAUUGUGCAAGGAUUUGCUCAUGCCCUCGCAUAUUUGCACCAUGACUGCUCUCCACCCAUUGUUCACGGACAUAUAUCUUUGAAUAACAUCUUGCUUGAUUCAGGACUAAACGCAAGGCUCUGUUUUGACACUCCAAGGUUGUUGGGUCCAAAUUGUUCCAACUAUACAAUAGUCUCUGGAUCUUAUGACUAUACCCAGGCCCCAGAGAUUGCGCUUGCAAUGCGAGGGACAGAUAAAUGUGAUGUUUAUAGCUUUGGGGUUGUGGCAUUAGAAGUUAUGAUGGGUAGGCAUCCGAGGGAGCUGCUGGACUCAGAAAACAACGAACUACUUGUGCAGAAGGUGCUAGACCCUCGACUCCCAUUUCCCACCGGCCAAAUUAAAGAGGAAGUCGUGUUUGUUGUCAAGAUAGGCUUAGCUUGCACAAGAAAAGUGCCAGAGUCCCGACCCACCAUGCUUUUUGUGGCACAAGAAUUGUCCGCAAGAACACAAGCCUAAUGGAAGAGUGAAUUUUACUUGGAUGCUCAAUAAUGGUUUAAUUAUGUUAGACGCAUUGCCAUUGCCUAUUUACCCCUUGUGUUGGAGUGCAUCUAAAGCAUGGGUUAUAGCCUAUUUUCCAAAGAAAAAGAAUAAUGUUAUAUGUAUUGGAGCAUGUGCUGUGAUUUGCCUUCUUGUAUUUUAAUAUAUAUUAAUAAAAUGAUAUCAGAUAA
Molecule: messenger RNA, 2389 nt
Organism: Rubroshorea leprosula
Lineage: Eukaryota; Viridiplantae; Streptophyta; Magnoliopsida; Malvales; Dipterocarpaceae
Source: the annotation of a GenBank genome assembly